AAGCUGAUGGAGCCAGAUGAGAAAGGCAGGAGGCGAGCCCCUCCGGUUGCGCGUCAGCAUCCCCUCAAAUAGGAAUCCGCUGCUGUCACUCCUGCUCCACAUACUGAGAGACGGACGACUGUAACCCUGAAACAACAGUCUAAAGCAAAUUUCACUUGGCAUGCAGCUGUUUUUGCAUGUGAUGCCAAAGAAGAUGAGUAAGAGGAGGCUGUGAGGAGGCUGGAGCCUUGCAAAGAAUGAUAGUGAGGAUCAACGCGCGCUGUCCCAGGAGAACUCAUCUGAAGAGCUGGCCGCGAGAGACCGGGAUGCUCCUCUAAACCACCGGGAGGCGAUUUCAGACCACAGGCGCAAGACUGCACAAGUUGCUUAAAAACCCUCUGGUGCAGAAAGGUUGAACCCAACGGUAGCUGAGUUUCAGUUUUGCUGGUUUUCCUGAGCAGACGGAGUUUGAGCUCGAGUGGCAGUGAGUGAGUAAGCAAGAGGGAGUAGGUGUCAUGGAUGAUGAAAACACAAAUGCCGUGGACCCGACCUACCAAAACUUGCUGCUCCUGGGAGCCAUCGCAGCGGCAUCCGCUUUUGUGGUCACCAUCCUUAUUGUUCUUGUCUGUGUUGGUUGUCAAAGAAAAAGCAAGAGCAAGCACCCCCCAGCCGGAGAGAAAGGGACAUCUGUAAAUAUGCAGGGUACCCUUCGACACCCAAAACUGAACUCCAUGAGCAAAUCUGACACCAGGCUGCAUGAGAUCAAUCGCUUUCCCUGCAAUGGAAACUCUGUUAGCAAGAGCCGUCCAGCCAGUAUGGACCUCCUGCUCCUCCACAGCCGGCGCUCUCAGACGGACCUGAGGCCCUCCCAUGGGCGCCAGCUUCCACAGAUCCCCACCAGUCCCCAGGGAUCUGGCCAGGGGGGAGGAGUGGAGACAGGAGGGGAUGGGGUAGGAGGAGCAGGAGGAGGGGGGGGAGGAGGAGGAGGAGGAGGAGGAGGAGGAGGGGGGGAGGCUAGAGACCACACCUACACCGAGGUGGGCAUACGGAACAAUCCCACCCCCACCCAUUGCCUGGAUGACGGCCUUUAUGAAAGCGUAGGUGUCCGGGAAGGUGACGCGGGCCCCAAGGUCCCCUCGGCCCCGCCACCAACAUCAAACAACACUCCAGCUACAGUCAGAGCUGCACAAAGUCCCCCAGUUCCAGCCAACGGAGCUCGCAAUGGGAAUGGGCAUGUGAAUGGUGGCAGAGGGAACGGCAGAGGGAAUGGCGCCAUUAACGGACCGAUGACAGGGAGAGGUAAUGGUGCGAGUGGGGUCAAUAGGUCACCUCUGUCUUCUGUCAACUCCUUGGCCAUUCAAGAUCCAACUGCAGCUGAGUACGCUUCCAUACGGAAGUUCAGAAAGGUCGACAAGACAAACAGGAAGGAAAAUAAUGGGGGCGACAGCCAGUCAGACAGUCAAUCGAGCGUGAGUGAUUCACCCUCUACAGCUCCUCCUCCACUACAUCGCAGUCAGGAGUUUCUGCGCAAAGGACUGGAGCCGUUUCACCUGCACUCCUUCCCAAAGGAGGCAGUGUUCAUGGGUAACGGGGAGCAGUACAUCUGGAAGCCUCCAGAGGAAGAUGACAUCAUCACCUUGCACCCACCUCCACUCCGUGCAGAGAGCGUACAGGGGCACCCAUCGCCCCCAACUGCAAAGGAGAUUGCAGACACCUACUCUAUUGUGUGUAAAACCCAGAAGAAGAAACCUCCCAUGGAAAACAACGGAUCAAAGACCCUCCCACGUUCCUUUGGUGGAGGUUCCCGGGGCAGAGGUCGAGGAGUUCAGGGCCAGGCACGUUCCCAGGAGGAGCCCGGCUAUGAGCCGGUAGGAGACAGGUCCUGGCCCACAUGUGCAAUGACCGAGUCUGACCCUGCGUACGCUACUAUCGACACCCACCGGAAACGGGAGCAGGCGGCAACCAAUAACAGCACAGCUGGGGGUUCUGCCACUCUGAAGAGAAAGAAGCAGAUGCCGCAGCAGCAGGCAGCACCAGCGGCACCUCAGAGCUCAGGACCCACCGCCCUGCCUACUAGAGGACUGCCUGGUGGGGAAAACUUCUAUGAGACCAUCAGCGAUGUGAAACAAGGGGGCAACAGCUCCAGCACCACUACCAUCUUCACCUUCAAUGAUGGGAUGGAGAUGUACGUCACCGGCCUGUAGCUGGCUGACAGGCAGAAAGGGCCCAGAACCCACUGGUACAGAGUCAUGAAAGGGACCCUCCUGUUCACCAGCCAACAGGUUGCUGUACAUAGAUACAAGGCCCUCUAUAGACAAACAACAUGAGGAUCCAUUUUGUGAUGACAUCAGGUAUAAACAGGGUCUUAAUCCAGGUUCAGACUUCCCUUGAUUGGUCUGUACUUCAGAACCAGCCUAAGCCUAGUCCAGCCCCAAUAUGGACCAAAUAUGUUUUAACAAAAAAAAAGAAAGAAAAGAAAACAAGAAUAUAUGUCUUCAACCUACUGUGUCACUGACCAUACUCACCUGUUUGUGCAUCAUUUUCCAUAAUAUUUUAUUUUUAUAUGAACACUGUACUCUUUAAAGAGUAUGUGGUGUAACUCACAUCCUGAGAAGAACACACUUUAAUAUACAUUAAAAAAAGUGCAUGCAUUGUGCAAACACACACACAUGAGAAUAGACAGAAGUAGCAAGGUAUAUUGUAGGUAUAUUGGGAGUAUGAGGCACACUGUUAGUUGUUGUCACCCAUACACACACACACACACAUAUGCCUCAUCUUGGGGGGACUUAUGUAAUAUAAGCAGAUGGAUGUCACAGAGAUUUGCAGUGCUUAGCUCUCCCUCAGCAAACAUCUGAAACCGGUUGUCUGUGUGGCCUGUUGCCUGGCAGACAGCAUUGUGGUGCUUUGUUCAAACAUAGGCCUAACAUUUAUAGGCCUGCUUAAACACAGAGGUAAGUGAAGGCUAUAGUCCCCAUUUCACAAAUUACUAUCAUAAAUGUGCCCUUAACGUAUUAGCAGUUCUCUAUCAAUAACAGCCAUCAUUAUAACUAUAAAAAAGUGAGUUUUCUGUAACUUUCAAUCAAGAAUCCACGCUCCGAUUUGACAGACAUCUGUAGCCCGAGGCAACAGAGGCAAAACACCCCCACACAGCUACACACAUACUUGGCAGAGCCAUGCGGGGUAAAGCGAUCAGGUCAAGGGCAUUUAGUGGGUUGUGCAAGAAUUUCCCCAGCGUGAUAUGGGUGACAGAUUUCACAAUGCAAAACCUUUACUGUAUUACUGGGAAAAAUGAGAGAAGAAUAUUUUUUUUUAAAAUAAGGAAACGAAAGAGUGUCCAAAAUAAUACAGGAUGCUUCACCCUGUGUAGUUAAUAUUCCAUGUCCUUUGGGCACUGUAAACAUCUGAUUUAAUGACUAUUAUAAUUUUGCAGGGCACAGCUACAAGGGUGUUUGGCUUAAUUGUGCAUUAACAUUCUGUAAAGGGUGUUUCCGAGUACAGUUCUGAUUUGCUCUGUAGUCGUAAGUCAAAGCCAGAGCUCCCCAUAGCUCGACUCAAGUCUGGUGGUUGAAAUAGCAACAGAGGGCUUAGACUCCAAGGAAAAUAAAGAGCUGGGCAUAAAGAUUACCAGCAAGUGUCCUUUGGAAGGUUGCCCCUCACUCUACCCACCCUUGUCUCCAGCCUCUUCUUCUCAGUUUAAAAAAAUGUCUUUCCCAUGUAGCUUUGGGGAACAGAAAGAACUGAGGAAGAAAACAAAACAUUAAAGGCUUAAUAAAUGUACAUAAAGAUAAGAGGUGAAAAGGGAUACAAACUGCUCACAGAAAUUAAGGAAGCAUUAGAAUGAUCUCACUGUGAGACAACCAUGCAAAGAAAAAACGGGUUUAGAAAGGUUAGUAACUUAUAAAUGCUACUGUGUCAGAAAGUAUGUAAAAACAAAUGCACUCUGUAUUUAAUGCACUGUUUAUUUUUUCUUACCUACUGAUAAUACCAUUGGUUGAAUAGCUCAUGCCACUGCCAUGAAAACAGUACGUUUAUGUUGUUGGUGCAAAUUUUUCCUGCUUGAUCAAAAAAAAAGUGCAUGCUUUGAUAUAUGGAGAUGAAAACAAAUAUUGUGGUACUUAAUUGAUCUCUUGUUUGUUAAUCUUUUUUUGCCAUGUGAUGCAAAGCAGUUUCAGUUUUUUUUCCAAAGCAGCAACUUAAAGUAGGAGGAGGGUAGAGAAAUAGAAAGAUAGAGAGAAGCCAUUGGGAGUUUAGAGGUUGUUUAUCCUCCGCUCUGGGGGAGCAAGGAAGAGCGAUAGAGGUGUGGAAGGAAAAGAGAGUAUAAAAGAAAACUGUAUAAACCUGGAUGAGGAUCACUGCAAAUUGACACAGACCCAAAGGACCAUCCCACUUCUGACGUUUUUGCGUGCACACACACACACACACACACACACACACACACACACACACACACACACACACACACACACACACACACACACACACACACACACACACAGCAACAUGCCAAUAAGCCAUGUGUGUUUCCAGGUUAGUGGAUGAGGCACAUUUUGCUUCCACUUGGUCAGCCCUUGCAUAUACUCCCAGCUGUCACUGACCUCUCUUUUCUCUGCUUCACCUCUCUUCCUCUGUGUGCAGUGGGAGGGCCUUUGAUGUCCAGUUCUGAGAGACUCAGGGAGUGAUAUGAGAGAGAGAGGGAGUGAUAUGAGAGAGAGAGAGAGAGAGAGAGAGAGAGAGAGAGAGAGAGAGAGGGGGGUGCAGAGGCAGUCUGAUAUCAACAAUGCACCAACGGCUCAACUACUGUCUGAUAUGAGAAAUGGCUAACAGCUGAGUUGCUUAACAAGCUCUGUUGCGGCUUCCCUUAGACAAUGCUGGCUGGAAAUCGCUAUCACACUUAAUUCUUUUUCUCUGGCUGUCACUUUAUGUGUCACAUUUUCUUUAUCCUGAGAAAAAGCACUGAUCUGAUAUACUUUGUUGGACACUGUUAAAACAGUAUACAUUGAUUGAGACAGAUGUUCAUUGCACAAACAAAUACAGUAUGAUGAUGUAAAUGUGUAAAAUACUCUGUUGCUGUUCUGAUGUUGUUCCAAUGUAACAUACAGUACACAGUAUAUUUGUUGAAAAAAAAAGAUGGUUAUCACGGACACAUUGUACUUUGUGGAUGCAAAAUGUUUCAUGCUUUCCAUGCAGAUACAGAUGCUGUUUGUUAAUUGUCUUCAGAUAUAAUUAUGGGCCAAUACUGCUGUAACAGCUGUAGCCAAUAUUGUAUGUUCUUAAAGCACAGGGUUUAAUUAAAAAAAAAUGAAUAUAAUAAAAUAUAGUGUGACAGUGCAGAUAUGCAAAAGAUUGUAAUGUUUUAUAUUAACCUUCAUAAAAUAUUAAAGUGAGUUUUUACUUUUCUAAUAAAGUGGCACAUUAUAACGUG
This is a messenger RNA of Perca fluviatilis (European perch), 5401 nucleotides long. Its product is annotated as WAS/WASL-interacting protein family member 1. Lineage: Eukaryota; Metazoa; Chordata; Actinopteri; Perciformes; Percidae. The transcript is spliced from 10 exons. The record is from RefSeq and is a predicted model, not a curated record. Bases 495 to 2183 code for a protein of 562 amino acids. Gene Ontology annotation, biological process: intracellular signal transduction; negative regulation of T cell activation; B cell receptor signaling pathway. Gene Ontology annotation, cellular component: membrane raft; plasma membrane.